ACGAUUCUCCAAUUCACGCACAUUCAGUUCAAUGAAUCCGAACGAUUUUAUCGCCAGUUCACUCAUCGACUCGGUCACUUUCGUGACAGUUUGCUCCGACACACUUGAAUCGCUAGUGGACUAUUUCGAGCAGAUUGUAGAUGAAACGAGCACAUUGCGCAAUCCGGACGUGACGUACAGCGAUGGCGUGUUGACGGUAAGCUUUGGAGAACCACACGGUACCUAUGUGAUUAACCGACAGUCACCGAACCGCCAGAUUUGGCUCAGCUCACCAACUAGCGGCCCAAAGCGGUAUGAUUUCAUCCCUGACAAGCGCACACUCAACGAAGGAUACUGGCUGUAUCGACACGAUGGAGUUACGCUGCACGAAUUGCUUCAAAAAGAGAUCAGCGCCAUUGUAGAGCGUGAGCUGGACUUUUUUGCCCUGCCUCACAGCCAAAGACCACGUGAUAGCGACGGAAAGGACGUAUGAAUUCCACGUGCGCCUACACCUUAUUAUUCCUUCCAGUAAAUUCACUUGUUUUUCUUUCGACAAAUCGAUUUCGAUUAGGCCGAAUUUCGAUGGAAUUGUAGAGAGCAUAGGCAUUCAAACGCA
Molecule: messenger RNA, 595 nt
Organism: Anopheles nili
Lineage: Eukaryota; Metazoa; Arthropoda; Insecta; Diptera; Culicidae
Gene: fh
Product: frataxin homolog, mitochondrial
Exons: 2
Coding region: 32-472 (146 amino acids)
Biological process (GO): intracellular iron ion homeostasis; iron incorporation into metallo-sulfur cluster
Cellular component (GO): mitochondrion
Molecular function (GO): 2 iron, 2 sulfur cluster binding; ferric iron binding; ferroxidase activity
Source: RefSeq, a predicted model, not a curated record